Messenger RNA from Felis catus (domestic cat), 5932 nucleotides. RefSeq names its product mitochondrial fission regulator 2 (gene MTFR2). NCBI's taxonomy places the organism in Eukaryota, Metazoa, Chordata, Mammalia, Carnivora, Felidae. Gene Ontology annotation, cellular component: mitochondrion. The record is from RefSeq and is a predicted model, not a curated record. The coding region runs from base 4657 to 5739 and encodes 360 amino acids. The transcript has 8 exons. Gene Ontology annotation, biological process: mitochondrial fission; aerobic respiration.
AGGCUCCAGGCUCUGAGCCAUCAGCCCAGAGCCCGACGCGGGGCUCGAACUCCUGGACCGCGAGAUCGUGACCUGGCUGAAGUCGGACACUUAACCGACUGCGCCACCCAGGCGCCCCAACGUAGACUUUUAUUGAUUGACUCAGUGAGCUAAUAUUAGACAUGUACGUACUUAAAAAGAGUAGUUCGCUUGUAAAUAGCAAGUUUUCUGCUUGUAAAAGUAUUGAGAAUCUGGAAGUCUUUGUCAGGAAUCUGUGUUGUCUGAAGCUGAAGUUUUUUCCUAGUUCUCUGGAUUACUUAAUUGAAGUUUAAGAGCUACCUUUUACUCUCAGGUGCUUGCUUUGUUGUGUGUUACCAUCUGAGGGUACCAGUCAGUGAUAAUUAAAAAGAAAUGCUGCAUAUUGCCACUUUUUUUUCAAUGUUGCAAUAGGAAUGAAUUUAGUUUUUUUUUAUUGUUUGUUUUUGUAAGACUUAGGCCAUAUUCUUUAUGAUAUAUAUCAGAUCUUUGGAUGGCAAUUAAUUUGUUACUAGUUGUAAGAUGAUCCAAAUCAGUUACUUGGAAUUUUUAUGAAGUAGAAUAUUUUUAUUCCUGUUACUGGGACCAUGACAGUAUCAAAUUAUGAGUCGAUUAUUGCUAAAAAUGAAAAGGCCUAAAUGCAAACAUUAGUAGCACUGAUGUAUAUCUGACUGUCUGAGUGAUCCAGAAGUGGGAUAAGACUAGAAGGGCAUCCUUUAACUAUUUUUUCUGUGUUCUAGGUUUUAACCAACUCUUUUUAAGUGAUUCACAAGAGUCAAGGCAUUCCUAUUUGUGAACGUAAGAUUGUAUCAGAAAACAGAGUACAGAGUCUAUGAAGUCAUAUGAAUCUUCUAAAAAAAAAAAAUGGAACGAGAAAAAUCAAGCAGCAGUUCACCUUUCUGCCUUUAGAGCGGUCUAGCUAUAGUAAACUAUUUUUGCUCGAACAUAGUAUGAGUAGUUAUAGACACAUAAGACCUUUGGACUCAUACACUAAGCAUAACCUAGUUUUUCUUUUGUAUAAAUUUUUAAAGGCUCAAGUAAAAAGAAAUCCUGCUUUUAGACUAUAAACAUUUAACUUUGGUUUUAUAAUUUUAAUGUAACACUACAAGUAAAUAGCAAUUUAUAGUAUAGAUAUUACUACAGUUUAAAUAGACCUAGAAAUAUAGUUAAUAGGUCUCUUAUAUUAACUAUUUUAAUUGUCAAUACAAAGCACAUUUUUAGAAUUUAAUUUGAAAUACGAUUUUAGUAUCAGGGAAAAUUUUGGUCUAAUUGCUCUCAAAUAGUUAAAAUUUUUGAAUAAAUAAUUGUAAAGGUUUAAUGAAUUUUAAGAGGUGUUUAAUCUUUUAAAUAGCGCUGGUUGGUUUAAGUGUACUGUAUUAGCACUACCCCUGAGAGGCUUCAAGCAUAGGCAGAAUAGAAAGAAAAAGGGCCUAAAUAUUUUUUCUUUUUGAAAUGUAAAAUUUAAAUGAACUUUCUGGGUUAGCACAUCUCAAUGUGGAGAUCACAUUUACAUAUGAACCCUUAUGGUUAACAUUGGAGAGGCUAUUUCCUACUUUGGUAGAAGGUUAAUUUGUAUUCUUUCCCACUGUUUAAGAUAACUACAGUAACUUGAGUUCAUCACCAAAAACAAACUUAGGCUUGUGGCAUAGGCUAAUGGGGCUCUGCUGGGUAUUUGGCAAAAUUGAGUAUACACAUCUUUCUAGCCUUUGUCUAAACCAGCCCUCAGCCUCUCACCUUUCGUUUAUUCACUGAAAAAGUAUGCCUGGUAAUGGGUGUAAAGGUGAAUAAAACAUUCUUGGUGUGGGGGAUCCAGAACAUAGUAUGAUGAUUAUAAAGUGUUAGUAGUUUUGGAAAAAUACAUUUGGAUGGCAAAACCAAAUACCUAUGGACAGCUUUUGGAAUUAAACUAGGUGAUGAACCUCCAAAUAUCAAAUGGGGAAAACCAUCAACCUGCCUGGUAUUGGUUUCUAUGUGAGAAGGAAGAGUUGGGGUAGGGUCUGGCAGACUUGAGAAAAGGAGAAUCUCAAAUUAUUCAACUGAAACUUGGAUUUUGUCCUCUCCAUAGUGAGUGCAAGGUACCCAAAGGAAGGAUUGGAGAGACUGGGACAAUUUUCCCCAGUGAACUCUCAAAACACCAGCCAAGACAAGACUCCCUUUUAAGGACAGGACUGGACCCCACACUGAGAAGAAAGUAGCAAAAGUAGAAUCAUUGAGUGUUGAGACCAUAGGAGAGGGCUUAGAUCAAACUGGGGGAGGGGAACAUAAUCAGGAAAAUCUUAGAAAGCAAGCCACCGUAUUUCUGAACAUUACUCAAAAACAGCAGAAAAGGUAACUGAAGUCAAAAAAGCUUUCCUGAAUCUUGCAUCAUUCUAAAAGGCCAAGAAAAUAAUUUCAUGUAAACAUGAGCAAUUGAAAAAUACUGUCAAAUCUCAAAAGGUUAUCAAGAUGUGGUAUGUAUGAGUCUUUCAUAAACAAAAUGGAGGAAAGAUCUCUGAAGAAUGUUAGGGGUAAGUUGUCAGCAAAACAUUCAUGGAGGGUGUAGCGUGCAUGGUGAAGGUAGCUUUAGUGCUGGUUCGUAUUCUAAUAUUCUCCGAGGAAGUGUUGGUCUGGCUGUAAUGUGUGCUGAUUGAUACCGGACUGGAAAGGGAGGUGGCUACAAGAUCAUGAUUUAUAUACUUAGGAGGGCAAAAGGAAAGGACAAGGUACUUGAAGAAAUUGUGACUCAGUGAUUCCAAGUAAGGUGGCUGACCCAUUUGCCUUCACUUAUACCUUGUCCAACAGCCUCUUCUGCCUUUUCAUCCUUAACCUAGUGUGGACUAUUGGGAUAUUCUGCCAGUUAGUUACAGAUCAUUUCUGAUGUCUGUUUUCUUUUGUCCCAUAUCCAGUUAUCUUACUCAAGUAUUGAUUGUUCAUUGUAUAUAAUAGACACUUUCUAAGAAUUUUUAAAUUUUUUUUUUUUGAAGUAAGCUCUACACUCAAUGUGUCUGAAUUCCUGACCCUUCAUGAGAUCAAGAGUUGCAUGCUCCACCAACUGAGCCAGACAGGCGGCCCAUAUACUAGGCACUUUUCUAAAGCACUAGAGAAGCAGCAUGGUUCAAGCCAAAAGUACCUGUUCUAGAGAUUACAUUCUAGUUUGGCGAUAGCGGUAGCAUGAAUAUACGUGGUGAUAAGUGCUAUAAAGAAAAGAGUGGAAAGAGAUGGGGUUUGAAAAUGCUCAGGGAUAGCCUCUCUGACGUCUCUACUAGAAUGUAAUCUGCAGGACGGUGAGGACCUUACUGGUCUUGCCCGUUACUGCAUUUCCCAUGCUUAGAAUAGUGCCUGGCACAUAACACUCAGGAUUGAAUGAGUAAAUGUGGACCAUAGAGAGAUUAGUUCAAAAGACCCCAUUUUUAAAAAUUUUAUUUUAAUGUAGGUCAGCAGCAGGCACAGUUGAUCUUAAUUGUCAUGUCAUUCCAGUGCAUCCUUGGCUGAAGUAGGAAUAAAGAUGUUGCUCUGUCCUACGAAGCCAGUAAAACCCAGACCAGAAUUAAAAAUGGGUAUCACUUGAUAGGAUUUAGUCCUUACUUAACAAUACUCGGCCAGGUUAACGUCCGGUCCGUAUUUGAUAGCCUGGAUAACCAGGAGCGUUUGGUGAGCGAACAUUGUAAGUACUGCAAAGGUGCACAUCCCUUGAAGACUGCUUUGGUUCUGCUAAUCCCAUAAGCAGAUAAUGUUUGAAUGAAAUGAUCAGACAACAAAUAGCGACUUCAAGGGAAGAGGAGAGCGCGGCCCCGCUUAGCGUCUGGGUGUAUAGGGAACGACACUGCGAAAAGGGACGAAUUACGGAUCAUGGGCCUGGCUCAAGACCCUUAAUACCUUCAUGACACCGUGUGGUCGACACCAGUAGUUUAGCAUGGAGGAACCUAAGGACGCAUCAGAAGCUUGCGUCACCAUCUUCGCACCGCCCCCCCCCCCCCCCCCCGUUCCACCUGCUGUCUCUAGGCUUCUAUUGGUUGCCUCGCGGAAGGCCCGCCCCCUAGAGGAAGAAGGAAAUAUCCCAGUAGCCGGCCCAAAUAACCGUAACUAGCCUGACGUCAUAACGCAGCCAAUCAGAAGCACGUAUGUUUAGGCUUGUCCAAUGAGCUCGGAAACUGGCUUGGCCCGCGGAGUUUGAUUUUCGUUCAGGGACGCGGAAGUUGUGCCCGGCCUCGGGGCGAGCCGCAAGGUGGGUGGGAGACCGGAGGUAAGGGCCAAGCAUCCUGCGGAGUUACCCAGGUUGAGGGAAGGGGUUUCGGUGUCCAGCCCCGGGUCGGUGUGGGGCGUCGUUACCGUCUGUGGCUUGCAAACCGAGGCGCGCGGGCGGACACGAGUCGACGUCCGAGCGCUCCUGUACCAGGACGGGCGCACGUAGGGCGUCGCUGACUGCGGAUUCGAGGCAGCGUUUCUUAAGGACCGCAGCUUGGUGUCCCGGUGGUUGCUCGCAGGCUCGGCUUCGGAGGAAGCCCUUCCCCACGUCUUCGUUCUUCUCUCUCUUUGACUUCCUUCAAAAUACUGCUGGCCAAAAGAGAUCAGUUGAUGGUGUAAUGUGAAACGAAAGGAUUCCUCCAGGUAUCAAGAAACUGAUAAUGUUUCCUUGAAUUCGCUUAUGUAUUUGUUUCAUCAAUGUCACUCAUACUGAAUAUCUUAAGAGAGAUGCUGGAAUAUUUUGGUGUUCCCAUAGACCAGGUUUUGCAGAUUAGAGAAAAUAAAGACUAUGGAUCAGCUCGGAGUAUUGUUCGUCUUAUUGGGAAAAUUCUUCCUCUAGAACCUUGUCCCAGGCCUAAUUUUGAGUUGAUCCCUCUAUUGAACUCUGUAGACCCUGGUGACUAUGGAUCUGUAGUUCCGUCUUUUGCUGAUACUUUGCGUGUGGCAAAUGAUGAAGAAGGCAGUUAUCUCAGAUUUCGAAAUAGCAUAUGGAAAAAUGAAGACGAGAAGAAAAUGGAAUUGUUCCAUCCUUUGCCACCAGUUUGGAAUCCAUUGCUGCCUGCUCCAAGACAGAAUAAACGAACCAAAAACGAUGGGCCUGUAAAUGAAGCUGCAAUUAAAAAAAUAGCUGCCCUCGAAGAUGAGCUGACUUUUCUUCGCACUCAGAUCGCUGCAAUUGUGCAAAUGCAGGAACUGAAAAACCGUGCAAACGCUGGCCUCUUUGACUUGAGCAGCGAACCUAGCAGUUUGGGACAAAGGCCAUCGCCAGGAACUGCUGAACUGAGUGUCAAACCAGAUCCAUUUUCAAGUUCAGUGUUCUUCCCUCCACCUGCUCCUCCUCCUCCAGUGCCCCCUCAGCUUUCUUCUCCGCAACGUCCAUGUUCACUCACAUGGCCAGGAACUAAUAAUACGUGUAACUCAGAUAACUCAGCAAAUGAAGUGAAAAGACAGCAGUCAGGUGAUAGUAAGACUAAUGACAGUCAUCGUUCGAAAAGCCAGGAAAAUAAAGAUGUUCCGAAUAUGUUGGACAUUCUAAAGGAUAUGAAUAAGGUUAAGCUCCGUGCUGUGGAACGGUCACCUGGAGGUAGACCCAUUCAUAAGAGGAAAAGACAAGAUUCACACUGGGAUCCAGUGUCUUUAAUAUCCCAUGCACUUAAGCAGAAAUUUGCAUUCCAAGAAGAUGAUUCCUUUGAGAAAGAAAAUAGGUCUUGGGAGUCUUCUCCAUUUUCUAGUCCAGAAACUUCAAGAGUGAGCUAUAAUAACGUAAAGUUAAUUUUUUAAUUUUUCAAAAGCGUAUUGUCCAUGAUGUAUCUCUGCCUUCAAGUUCUCUUGAAGUUCUUGCGCAGAAUGGACCAUACAGUUAUUUGCUGGUACCGCUAACGUUUCUGUUGUUUCUGUUAACUUUUACAUGCUCCUUUUCUGCUUGUACCUUACUAUGAAUUUUUUUUAAAUAAAACACUUGAUUUGAAAAAUA